AUGCGGGCCGGAUAUCGACAACGAUUGCGAGGUCUUUACUCUAGGCUUGAUACAGCAACGCGGUUGUCCUCCAACAACGCUGAGUGCCAAGACUCAGAUGAAAUCGACAGCGGACUUCACAAGCGCAAUGCAACCAAGUAUGGCGACAAUGUGGUAUGUAACGUCGACAAUGCAAGACAGCAUGCCUUCCCGACGGAGCUAGCGGAUGGUAUGGCAUUCGGAUGGUCUUCCAUGAUGCAGCAACCGCAUGCAGAGUCCCAACUGGUUGACGAUUAUAUUGCCAGCAUCCGACCACCGAGAAGGAUCGCUGAUUUAGAAAAGCUUGACGCCCAAGUUUCUUUGGACGAAGUCCGAGCGACUAUCAAACGGUGCAAACGCGGAAAGUCCUGCGGCCCGGAUGGUCUAGGUAACAUGUGGUAUCGAGAACACUGCGACCGCAUUGCUUCAAUUCUCGUUAAGCUAUUAAACGACUGGUUACAGACUGAUGUUGUCCCAGACUCCUUCGGCGAGGCUAAUAUUCAGUGCAUCAAGAAAUUAAAACAGCCACUCACUCACUGGACCAUCGGCCAAUUGACUUGCUGA
Molecule: messenger RNA, 582 nt
Organism: Plasmopara halstedii
Lineage: Eukaryota; Oomycota; Peronosporomycetes; Peronosporales; Peronosporaceae
Exons: 2
Coding region: 1-582 (193 amino acids)
Source: RefSeq, a predicted model, not a curated record